UCAUGGCCAGCCCCCGAACGAGGAAAGUUCUGAAAGAAGUCCGAGUGCAAGAUGAAAACAACGUGUGUUUUGAGUGUGGUGCAUUCAACCCUCAGUGGGUGAGUGUGACCUAUGGCAUCUGGAUCUGCCUGGAGUGCUCGGGGAAGCACCGCGGGCUCGGGGUGCACCUCAGCUUCGUGCGCUCCGUGACCAUGGACAAGUGGAAGGACGUAGAGCUGGAGAAGAUGAAAGCUGGAGGGAAUGCAAAAUUCCGGGAGUUCCUGGAGUCUCAGGAAGACUAUGACCCCUGCUGGUCCAUGCAGGACAAGUACAACAGCAAGGCUGCGGCCCUCUUCAGGGACAGGGUAGCCACGCUGGCUGAAGGCCGAGAAUGGUCUCUGGAGUCAUCGCCUGCCCAGAACUGGACCCCACCCCAGCCCAAGACACUGCCAUCCACUGCCCACCGAGCCUCCGGCCACCCGCAGAACUCGACCUCCUCCUCAGACAAGGCAUUUGAAGACUGGCUUAAUGACGACCUUGGCUCCUAUCAGGGGGCCCAGGAGAACCGCUACGUGGGAUUUGGGAACACGGUUCCGCCUCCAAAGAGGGAGGAGGACUUCCUCAGCAGCGCCGUGUCGUCCCUGUGCUCGGGCUGGAGCAGUUUUACCACCGGAGCAAGCAAGUUUGCCUCGGCCGCUAAGGAGGGUGUGAGUAGCCCAUCCCAUCACCCCGCCCGCAGGGCCCACACAGGCUGUGCUGGUCUGGAGUCUGGGGGUAAAGAAGGGUCUUGAAGGGGCUCCGAUGAGGGGUGGAGGGUGUUCCCAGCCCCAGGGCUCCCUCCCAGGCCCAGGCCCUGCACCGUGGGCCCCA
This is a messenger RNA of Ailuropoda melanoleuca (giant panda), 849 nucleotides long. Its product is annotated as ADP-ribosylation factor GTPase-activating protein 1. The coding region runs from base 3 to 770 and encodes 255 amino acids. Lineage: Eukaryota; Metazoa; Chordata; Mammalia; Carnivora; Ursidae. Gene Ontology annotation, biological process: regulation of ARF protein signal transduction; regulation of endocytosis. The record is from RefSeq and is a predicted model, not a curated record. The transcript is spliced from 7 exons. Gene Ontology annotation, cellular component: Golgi membrane. Gene Ontology annotation, molecular function: GTPase activator activity.